AUGAGUCCCCAGCUCCAAGGCCAGAAGAACUUCGAGAGCGGCUUUAGUUCGGUCGUGUCGAUUUGCGAGGAGAAAGUCCAUACACAUUUUAACACCGCGCGGCAACGGUUACAGUCAGUGCUUCAGUUAUUGCGUUCACAAAGCGCUGUUCUCCAAAGCGAAGAUAGCCUUGCGCGGCAUUUCCAUGUUCCUUUCGCCAGUGACUCGAUCGCAGAGAGAGUUGGGGUAUUAUUUGAUGAACUUCGCAUUCUGAAAGAUGAAAAUGGAGAGUUUGACAACGAUAUCCGCUGGAUUGACAUUCUCCUUGCGCCUACGUAUGAGCCGAUGCCCCAGGAAGACGGCUCCUAUCAUCUCCGUCUUGAGGGCCGUAAAGGGUUGAUUAAGUUGUCAAAACUUGACCACGACUUGGUCAUGACGGGUAUGCCUCGACAGCUAGUUCACCUACUCUUGCAUCCGAGCGAUGUGCUGGCUGAGAAAGAAACAAUGAAACGGGUAGCGGAGGAGUUGUCGCUGCUGAAUGAACUGGCAUCGCAGAUCAUUGACACAAACAAGGACGUACUGUCGAGGUUGGCAAAAAGGCGUGAGGCUCUCAAGCAACUUGGAGAUCAGUCAUCCCAACCGACAUAUGAUAAAUCGGCCGAGACGGACUCAAACACUCCAACCAAUCCUUCCCAUCGGACGACACAGAAAGCAUUACCCACAACGCGCCCAUGGACGCCCGAGGAGCUAGACCGUCUACCUCAAUGGUACUGUGGAUACAAAAAUCUGUCGAGGAAGACAAUUGUGGCUCAAUUUCAACGAGAUUUUGGGUGUCGUCGAAGCUUCGGCGCCAUUCAGUCCGCGUUAUAUCGGACAGGCUACCGGAACCCUCGUAGAAGGAGACGAACUCAGGACACUCCAUCUCGACAACAAACCGCCAUUGACCCUGCUCCUGCUACAGAACCCUCCAAUAAUGCCCCAGAGUUAGCUCCUAUCCACACACUAAAGUGGCGUCAGCCUCGACACAAUAACCCGCCAAGUCGUCGACGACCAAGGGCCACGUCUUCGUCUGCAGCUUCUCGCACUUCGGCUGCACAAGCUCCUUUGACCCAAGAACGAAUGGAGGCGAUGGAGGCGGCAGGUUGCAUUUCAGCACGUGCGACUCGGCUUCUUCCGCUGCGACGUUGGCAACUGCAACGGCGGUCACAAACGCAACAACACUCCUCAACUUCCACCCGCAACCACCACGACCAACCCAGCCACCAAGCCAACGACUUCAACCGCAAGGAUCUCUUCACCCAACAUCAGCGCCACAUGCAUGCUCCCUGGGUCAUCGCAGAUCGGCCUGACACCACCACCGAGCAGGAAUGGCAAGCUUUCGAGGCCAGUCUCGAGGAUGUCCGCGCUCGCUGCUGGCACGAGCAAUGCAAGCUGCCACAAAAAAGUUCUUGUGGAUUUUGGACAUUCUCUGGUCCGAACAGCGGGAGUGACCGGAUGGACAAUGUUGACGGCAUUUUGAGUUGGAAGGGCUCUUGA
Aspergillus pseudoviridinutans is the source of this 1515-nucleotide messenger RNA. RefSeq lists its product as uncharacterized. Lineage: Eukaryota; Fungi; Ascomycota; Eurotiomycetes; Eurotiales; Aspergillaceae. Gene Ontology annotation, molecular function: DNA-binding transcription factor activity. The record is from RefSeq and is a predicted model, not a curated record. The transcript has 4 exons. Bases 1 to 1515 code for a protein of 504 amino acids.